This is a messenger RNA of Phascolarctos cinereus (koala), 1021 nucleotides long. The record is from RefSeq and is a predicted model, not a curated record. NCBI's taxonomy places the organism in Eukaryota, Metazoa, Chordata, Mammalia, Diprotodontia, Phascolarctidae.
GUACAACAACAGAAGUCACACAACCUCAGCCCCCAUCCCCCACCCUACUUUCCAUUAUGAAAUCCAUGGAAGCUCCUUCCUCAGGUCAAUUGUUAACAAUGAAACCUCUGCAAUUUCCCUCUUCCUCAAGAGUCAGUUCACCAAAAGAAGAUAAAGAAGUUCCAUUUUCCUCAUUAAGAUCAAGUUCAAUCAGUGAAUCCAUGGAAGCUCCUUCCUCAGGCCAAGGGGAAAGAAACGUAUUUGUACAAUUUCCUUCUAUGUCACAUACCAGUGGAACAGCAGUAGGCACACAACGGCAACCUUCUUCCCCUAGCCGAGGUUCAAUUACUGAAUCAGUGAAUGAUUCUUUCUCAGGCCAAACAGCAUCAAGGAUAUCUGUACAAUUUCUUUCUAUGUCAGCUACCUGUACAACAACAGAAAUCACACAACCUCAACCUUCCUCCCUCACCCUACUUUCAAUAAGUAAAUCCAUGAAAGCUCCUUUCUCAGGUCAACUGGUAACAAUCAAAUCUCUGCAAUUUCCCUCUUCCUCAAGACCCAGUUCACCAAGGGAAGAUGAAGAAUUUCCACUUUCCUCAGUUCAGCCUGUGGAAGCUUCUUUCUCAGUCCAAGGGCCAACAAGCACAUCUCUACAAUUUCCUUCUAUCUCAGGUUUCAUUGCAACAACAGAAGUUUCACAAACUCAAACUUCCUCCCCCAGUCUAUGCUCAAUUAGUGAAUCCAUGGAAGGUUCUUUCUCAGGUCAGCUGGUAACAAUCAAAUCUUUGCAAUUUCCCUCUUCCUCAAGAGCCAGUACACCAAAGGAAGACAAAGAAGUUCCACUUUCCUCAUUCAACCUAAGUUCAAUUAGUGAAUCCAUGGAAGCUCCUUUGUCAGGCCAAGGGGCCACAAGCAAAUCAGUACAAUUUCCUUCUAUCUCAGGUUCCACUGCAACAACAGAAGUCACAUAAUCUCAACCUUCCUCCCCCAGUCUAUGUUCAAUUAGUGAAUCCAUGGAAGGUUCUUUCUCAGGCUAACAGGU